ACGCUCCUCUUCCUGCGACGCCCCGCUUGGACGCUGCCGUCACCACCUCCUGCAUAGUCGUCUUUCAAUAGCCAUUGACUUUUUCUCUGGGCCCAUUAUAUAUACUACGUCGUUUUAUGCAUUACCGAUUCCGUCCCGCCGCCUCAGCACACGCGCGACGGCACCGCGCCCGGCGCGUUUAAUUGAUUUAGGUCCGCCAUCACCGUCACUACGACCAAAGACCACGAUCCAUGCAUCCACGGCAGACUCAGCAUCGUCACGCGUUUAAACAUUGCUAGCCAUGUAUCUGCCACGUUCGCUGAUAUCGAAGCUCUACACCCACCUCCAAAAUACGCGACAUCCGCUCUCGCCGCCCGUCCUGAUCCUCGUGGCCCUCGAGCCUGAUUCGCUCUGCGCCUGCCGCAUUCUCACCCGCCUCCUUAAGCAUGACUACAUCCCUCACAAGAUCCAGCCCGUCGCCGGCUACAGCGACCUUGAAAAGGCCGGCACGGAGCUUGUUGUCCCCAUGAUGGAGAGUCAGGGCGGCAGUGGCGGUGUUGUCGUGUGCCUCGGCGUGGGAGGCAUGGUCGACCUCGGGCCCCUACUGAAGCUGGAACCCGACGGCGAGGAAAACACCUACAGCGGCGUCGAGGUCUGGGUCAUUGACGCCCACCGACCAUGGAACUUGGGCAAUGUGUUUGGUGGCUUUCCAUUGGACCCGGCUACGGAUACAUCCAAUUCAUACCAGUCCAGGAGCCCGGGUGGCGUGGUAGGUGGGCAGAUUGGACGAGGGUACCAGGCAGGCAAAGGUGGUAUUGUGGUCUUCGAUGAUGGUGAUAUCGAAGAAGACCUCGCUGCUGAACGCGAUGCUUACCUUGCCUUGGUGGACAUGCCUGAUAUUGACGAAGAUUUGGAUGACCUGGGCCUCAGCGAAGACGACGAAGAGGAGGAACGGGAUAGCGUCCGCCAAGAUACCACCCGCGCUGGUCAGAAGAGGAAGAGCUGGUCAGAUGGGCACGAUGAUGAGUCAAGCGACGAUGAAGACCGGCCACGUCAACGACGCAGAAGCAAUUCUUCGAGCCCCAUACCCAGCUCCCCCCGCCCAAGACAGAGGGGUUUGAUCUCUCUCCGAGAUCCCGACCUCAAUUUCUCCAGCGAUGCAAUCGAACCUCCCUCUGCAGCACAACCUCCUCCGGCGCCUUCUGCCCGUGCGCUCCGGCGGAAAUUGCUUCGCAUGCGCCGAGACAAUGAGUCAAUUCUUCAUCAGUACUACAAGAUGGGCUCGUCGUUCGCAGAGCCCAUAUCCUCUAUGAUGUACUCGCUCGCAUCGGAAUUGGGUCGCGAAGACAAUGACUUGCUUUGGCUCACUAUUGUUGGCGUAACGUCCAUGGAACUGUACGGCAAGUCAUCGGCGGGUAUUGCGGCCGCCCUUCGCGGCAGUGAUAGAGGACGGCCGACGGGAUGGAUGGGGGUCAGAGGAGCUCGGUUGCGGCAACUGUUGCGUGACGAAGUACGGCGCUUAAACCCACCAGAGGUUACAAAUGGCCGAGUCGCCGCCGAAAACACGGGUGUGAUCCCCACGACGGCACGGAACCCCGAAGAUACGGCAAUUCGACUGUCGCCCGAACCCCGGUUCCUCCUCAUUCGCCACUGGAGUCUCUACGACAGCAUGCUUCAUUCUCCCUAUCUCUUUUCCCGGCUCAAGACGUGGAGCGAGACGGGUAUCAAACGUUUGCACAAGCUCCUUGCGAAGAUGGGUGUCAGCUUGGCCCAGUGCAAGCAAAGCUACACGCACAUGGACAUGAUGCUCAAGCGGGAACUGAGAGCCAAGCUUCUGAAAUAUGGUUCGCUCUACAAUCUCGACGAGAUGGUGCCUGCGGUCGACACGGACGGCAAAGACCGCGCCGGCGCCAAGGACGGCUGGGGCUUCGUCAGAAGCUGGGGCUGGCGUGCCACACUCAGCGCACAGGACGUCGGCGUGGUCAUUGGCGCCCUCCUGGAGGUUGGCAAGCAUGCGCAGGUAACAGACGUCGUCUACCCCGGGAGCCAAGUGUCCCGCGAGGUGGAAGACGACGCCGAGUACCUUGCCCAGGGUGAGGAAUGGGUCAGCCGGUUCUGGGAAGCGUAUGAUGCCUUGGAAGACAUCGACGCCCUCAAGGCCGGCCUAUCAACCGCACAAUUCUUGCAUCGCGCUAUUUAUCGCACCGGAACGUCCCUCAUUAACAAGAAACAGAUCAAGCACUUGCGAGCCUUCCGCAUGUGCGUUGUCAAGGACGGACCGGAUGUGGGGCUCUUCACGCAUCCCGCUGCGUUGACGAAGCUGUCGCUCUGGAUUGGGGAGGCCUUGGCCGAACAGGAGCGUGAGGCGCACGGCAAGCUGUCCCAUGGCGGACGAGGAACACCCCUCGUCGUGGCAAGUCUGAAUGAGAAGCGCGGUGUGUACAUUGUUGUUGGCACUGGCGGCGGCGGCGGACCAGAUACUACAUUUCUCAACCGAGAAGCAGCGAAGAAGCGACGAGACGAGAAGGAAGCCAAAAUCAAGGCCAAGGAGGAGUCCCGCCACGCUAAGCAGAAGAUUCGAGAAGACAAGCGCGCAGCGAGACGCGCAGCCGGCCAACAGGAUGAUGAUGACGAAGAUCUUGAGACGGAAUCGGAGGGCUCGGACGCGUCGGAAUCAGACGACGAGUCAGAGGAUGGCGACGCCGAGCAGACGAAGGGAUACGGCCUGAACAAAUUCGGCAGUGCGUUUCAGGAAGUGGUCUCGGAGACCAAUGCGCGCGUGCGAAUCGACAGCUUCGAGCAUUGCGUGGUGGAGGUGAAGAAGGAGGACCUCGGAGGCUUCUUGGAGAGCCUGAGUAUGAAGGCUGUCGUUGGCUAGUCCGGCCUCCUGACGGCAAGACUUGGGGCUCGCGGACGCCUCUGACUCAAAUCGGCCUACGUGUGUGGCAUGCUUAGUUGGACAAGAAGUUGUUAGUGAUGAUUAGGAGUACGAAGCGCGGUGUUACCCCAUGUUACGAGACCGAUGGCAUAUGUACUACUUGGUACGGCGGAUAUCUUUGCUGCAUAGUUUAUCAUGAAUUGCUUCCCUCCCUCAUCAUUAUCGGUUUCUUUGUUGCCGUCCAAGGUUGCCGAGAAAGCCAAGACAUGUGUCGGCGUGUUGGUGCCGGCAGGCAAUUGGAGGUGAGAUUUGGCGCUGACUGUUUACGGAUGGCGCCGUCAGCACGUCGGGAUGCCACUCAGCC
Molecule: messenger RNA, 3221 nt
Organism: Purpureocillium takamizusanense
Lineage: Eukaryota; Fungi; Ascomycota; Sordariomycetes; Hypocreales; Ophiocordycipitaceae
Gene: CDC45
Product: DNA replication initiation factor cdc45
Exons: 3
Coding region: 281-2857 (858 amino acids)
Biological process (GO): DNA replication initiation; mitotic DNA replication preinitiation complex assembly; double-strand break repair via break-induced replication
Cellular component (GO): DNA replication preinitiation complex
Molecular function (GO): chromatin binding; DNA replication origin binding; single-stranded DNA binding
Source: RefSeq, a predicted model, not a curated record